Molecule: messenger RNA, 1689 nt
Organism: Danio aesculapii
Lineage: Eukaryota; Metazoa; Chordata; Actinopteri; Cypriniformes; Danionidae
Exons: 3
Coding region: 15-692 (225 amino acids)
Source: RefSeq, a predicted model, not a curated record
GAUCCGGUCUGAUCAUGAACACCAUUCAUCUUUUCUGUCUGAUUGCUCUGAGCAUCUGCAAACUAAUAACCUGUCAUCCUAUACAGAAGGAAACAAUCCAAACUGAUUUAACGAGAGAAAAUGUGGAAGACAAGAUCAGCAGCUAUGGAUUAUUUCUGAUGGCUAAAUUAACUAAUGGCAUAGAGAAAGCCAUUUAUCGAGAGUCAAAUGGAGCUGUUUUACUAAAGAAAAUAAGCAGAGACUGCUUCUCACUACUUGAUACUAAAAGACUUAUUUUAAUGUGCUUGGAUACAACCAAAAAGCCAUAUAUUUCUGUUGACAACACUAAUGACUGCUUUAAAACAAUUCAAAGAAAGAUUUUCCGACAUGCUAUGUGUUCAUGGAGGAACGAUGCAGAAACCAAAGAAUUACCACCUCCUCCUACGCAUUUAAACAACCACAACUCUCAUCUCAGGCUGAGAAGAAGCCAUCUGUUUGACCCGACUGAUCCUUUGGGUUCCGAGAAUCCAAAGUCAAGGACCGUGAAUUAUCGAAGACAGAAUAAAGAGCAUGAGCACACCGGUAACGUUUCUAGAGAAACCAUCACUUCCUGUGAUGACCCUUUACAUGUACUGCUCUCAAAGAGCCCAGUCAGUCCAAACUUACAAAAAGAGAAGAAACACAAGCAAGUCGCACCAAUUAAUCCAUUCUGAACGAAUUCCUAAGCUCUUGAAGUUCGUAAACCUGAAGAAACCAAUCUAUGUGGAAGAACUUCACUUUUUGGAUAUUACCUAAAAGCAUACACUGAUAGUGCAAUGUUAAGAAACCAAAUGGUGCCAAGAAAUUAUUGCAUAUGUAUGACACAAUCCAGGGGGUGCAUUACAAAAAGAUUCUAACUUUAAAAUCGUAACAUAUUAGUUUGGUAACCUGGAAAUUUCAGUUACAACCUACCAACCAAACAUACUAAAAAAAAGGCAUUCCUUUUAUUGAAUAUUAGACAUGAAGAAUGGAGAUGCUUAAUGAUCGAUAGAUACUUAGAGUACUGAAGAUGCAUUACAUUUCCAUGGCAAAACACUUACGGUAAUAACAAACUGCCAUAUUAAACUAUAGUUAGCGCAGGACCUGCAAUCAACAUUACAAAUUAUAGUGCAAGUGACUUAUUUUUUCGCUGGCUUGUUAAUCAAUUUUAGUUUAGGCUAACUCAUUAGCAGCUCACACAGUUUUGGUUGCUUGGUAAAAGAUUUAAGAAUGGAUUGUCGAAUUUGAUGGCAAAAUUCCUAACUACAGAUAUGAUUUUGUAAGAAAUGCCAAAUCAAGCUAAUAUUUGCUUCUGUGAAACAAACUUGUAAGAAUAAGAAACUGUAAUACAUCUCCUGUGCUGCUUUUUCAGCUUAGUAGGUGAAGCUAGUUUAGGUCACUGCUUGUCAGUCCUUUCACCUUGUUAAGUCAGUUAAAAUUUAAACUACCUUGUAAUGCUGUGGCAAUAUAGCGCAGCUUUCAUUAGAACCGUGCAAGUGUCCUUUUUCUGUUUAACUGAUGUAGGUCAUGUAAUACUCAGAAUUAUGCGCAGUCUUUGAUUACACUUUGCAAUGUAUGAAAUCAGUUCAUAUCAUUUCAGUGUUGCAAGUAUAGACCUAUUAUAUUUUCAACAUACACCUAUGGAAAAAUGAACCACUUGACAAUUCAAUUCUCUAAAUUCCUUUCUCUGGA